Molecule: messenger RNA, 1972 nt
Organism: Lucilia cuprina (Australian sheep blowfly)
Lineage: Eukaryota; Metazoa; Arthropoda; Insecta; Diptera; Calliphoridae
Product: lanC-like protein 3 homolog
Exons: 3
Coding region: 104-1363 (419 amino acids)
Biological process (GO): carbohydrate metabolic process; peptide modification
Cellular component (GO): plasma membrane
Source: RefSeq, a predicted model, not a curated record
UUAAUUCUUAACGGCAUAGUAUAUAUAUCGAACAUAUAGCAAAGAAAAGGACAUUAAAAAGGAUAUAAACGAAAGAAAAGAUUCAUCUGUUCAAUCAUUAGAAAUGGAAAAACGUUAUUUGGAGAAUCCCUUUCCCGAUUAUGUCAAUAAACAAACCACUCCCUUAGAUUACGAUGAUGAACAUGUAAAGAAUCUAAUUUGUACUUACGUCGAUGCCAUUCUUGAACAUUGUCGACCCGGCUGUGAUGACGAGGAUCAUAGAGGUGAUUUAUAUGUUGGAAAUGCUGGUAUUGCGUUUAUGUUUUGGAAGAUGGCCAGAUCAGCUCAAUGUCAUGACCUUUACCCAGCAUUGGAACAUGCCCAUGCCUUUAUAAGAAAUGCCAAAGCCAAUGCUGACCGCUAUAAAAAACGUUCGUCCGAACGUUACUCAUUUUUAUGUGGAAAUGCUGGUAUUUAUGCUGUAUCUGCAGCAAUUUCUCAUGAUUUAAAAUUGACACAAGAUUUAUCGGACGAUUUAAUGAAUUUCAAAAGCGGCAUAGCACCCAGUAAAGAGUUUAUGCACACCAAAUACGGUUGCGACGAAGUGCUAGUGGGAAGAGCUGGUUACUUAUCCGGUUGCUAUUGGUUGAAUGACGUUUUAACGGAGAAAAAAAUUACCGAUGAUGAUGUAUUAUCUAUUUGCCAAAUGGUCCUAGCUAGUGGUCGGGAAUAUGCUAAACAAACAAGAGCACCAUUGCCUUUGAUGUAUCAAUACCAUGGAACCGAGUAUUUGGGUGCAGCUCAUGGUUUGUGUGCCAUUUUACACAUGUUGUUAGAUAGUCCCUGGUUUCAAACGGAUCCUAUAUCAGCUCCCAGUGCGGAAAUAAGGGAUAUAAAGAGAUCAAUUGAUUUCUAUUUGAUGCUGCAAGAUGAGGAGGGUAAUUUUCCAGUAGCUUUGGAAGACCUUAAAAGUGGCCGAGAGAAACGUUUGGUACACUGGUGUCAUGGUGCACCCGGUGCAGUUUAUCUACUAGCAAAAGCAUAUUUAAUAUUUAAAGAAGACAAAUAUAUGCAAGCUUUAAAAAAAGCAGCCGACUUGGUAUGGCAUAAAGGAUUUUUACGCAAGGGACCAGGUAUUUGUCAUGGCGUCGCCGGCAACGGUUACGUUUUCCUAUUACUCUAUCGUCUCACCCACGAGCCUGUUUAUAUGUACAGAGCUAUCAAAUAUAUGGAACUAUUAAGCAAUUCUGAAUUUAAACUACGUGCUCGUACUCCCGAUCGUCCUCAUAGUCUUUAUGAGGGUGUUGCCGGUACUGUAUGUUACUUAAUAGAUUUACUUGAACCAGAUCAAGCUUAUUUUCCCUUUAUGGAUGUCUUUCAUUGAAUUGUACCACAAUGGAAAUAUUUUGUAUGAUUUAAAUCGAAAUUAAAAGGCAAACCUCAUAUAUGAUGCCUUGUUUUUUGCUGUCUCUCUAAAACUCAGAACUUUGAACCUCACUCACGCAUAUCAGGGAACUUACAUAAGUGGUAGACUAUUUUUCAUUUGAUAUUAAUACCAUAAUUAUUAUUUCAAUGAAUUCAUAUUUGUACUUUGCUCAACUUGUGUUAUAUAGACUUCAUCUGAUUGUGAGUUAUUGUAUAUUUUUUUCGUUUACACUUGAAUAUUUUUUUGUGUGUUUCCCAUAUCCAACAAUUGGCAAUGAAUGUGUCUUAAAUUAAUUCCAAAACGAUAAAAAUAUCAAUUAGCAAACAAAAAACUACGACAGUUUACCAAAUUAUUUGUGUUCGUUUUUACAAUUAUAAUAUGAAAAUGAUAAUAUGUUUCAAAUCUUGUAUUUUUAAAUUUUUGCAGAGCAAUUCUAUUUUGUGCUUUAAAACUAUUGAUAUUAACUUUUUACAUAAAUUAUGUAUUUGUAUUAUUUACAUAAACCAAACAUAAAAUAGUAUUUUGAAAACUAUUUAAUAAAUAUUAACCAUUUACUCCAAAAUAAAA